CUGAAGUUUAAUUGUCAUUUUUGACAUUCACACGAGCCGAUAGCUAGGGCUCUGAACCUUCUUUUCUACCUAUUUUAAAUCAAUAUACAAAAAUAGGAAUGGGUUACAAAUUCUUAAACCUUGCUUCUUCACUCAGGGUUGGUGGCUUCCGUAUUGCUACUAGACAAUAUGCAACCGCCCAUGAUGCGGAUAUAGUAGUAAUAGGUUCAGGUCCUGGUGGCUAUGUUGCAGCAAUCAAAGCUGCCCAGCUUGGUAUGAAGGUGGUGUCUGUAGAGAAAGAGCCUAGUCUUGGAGGAACAUGCCUGAACGUUGGCUGCAUUCCAUCAAAAGCUCUGCUCCACAACUCACAUUUAUACCACCAAGCCAAGCAUGACUUUAAAAAUCGUGGCAUCAACAUUUCUGAUAUCAGUUUUGAUUUCAAAAAGAUGAUGGAUUAUAAGGCAAAUGCAGUUAAAGGCCUUACUGGUGGCAUUGCGAUGUUGUUCCAGAAAAAUAAGGUGCAACUUGUUCGUGGAGUAGGCACUAUUGUUGCACCCAACAAAGUAGAAGUCAAAGGUGAAAAUGGAGUUGAGACUGUAAACACAAAGAACAUCCUUAUUGCAACUGGCUCAGAAGUUACACCUUUCCCUGGUGUUACGUUUGAUGAGAAGCAGAUUAUUACAUCCACUGGAGCACUUGCAUUAACAGAAGUUCCCAAGAAGAUGCUUGUUAUCGGAGCUGGUGUUAUUGGUUUAGAACUAGGCUCUGUUUAUCAGAGACUUGGUGCUGAUGUCACUGCGAUAGAGUUCUUAAAUUCUAUUGGAGGUGUGGGCAUUGAUGGUGAAGUAGGAAAGACAUUGCAAAAAGUUCUAAGUAAGCAAGGCAUGAACUUCAAACUGGGCACUAAAGUGUUGGGUGUCAGGAAAGAGGGAAGCAUUGUCAAAGUUGAUGUAGAAGCAGCAAAGGGUGGCAACAAGGAAACGUUGGAAUGCGACGUGGUUCUUAUUUCUAUCGGGCGUCGGCCAUACACAAAAGACCUCGGAUUGGACAAAGUCGGCAUUGCCCUAGACGACCGUGGCCGUGUCCCUGUUAAUGACAAGUUCCAAACUACAGUACCUGGUAUCUAUGCCAUUGGCGAUGUCAUUCAUGGUCCCAUGUUGGCCCACAAGGCAGAAGAUGAAGGCAUUGUUUGUGUUGAGGGUAUCAAGGGAUUGCCUGUUCACUUCAACUAUGAUGCCAUUCCAUCAGUAAUUUACACAUCACCUGAAGUCGGCUGGGUCGGCAAAAGCGAGGAGGACCUAAAGAAGGAGGGUAAAGCAUACAAAGUAGGCAAAUUCCCAUUCUUAGCUAACUCAAGAGCAAAGACCAAUGGCGAAACAGAUGGUUUCGUAAAAGUGUUAUCGGACAAAGCCACAGACGUCAUUUUAGGAACCCACAUAAUUGGUCCUGGUGCCGGCGAAUUGGUCAACGAAGCUGUACUGGCGCAGGAGUACGGUGCUGCUGCAGAGGACGUAGCGAGAGUGUGCCACGCUCAUCCCACAUGUGCGGAAGCUCUACGCGAGGCGAACUUGGCCGCAUAUGCAGGAAAACCGAUCAACUUUUAAUUCUAGAUAUAGUUGUACAAAUAAUGUAUGUGAGCCCACAACAUCUGGCUCGUUAUUAGUCAUGUAUGCUAAUUAAGUUCGUCUGCGAUAAGGAAUCUUGUAUGAAUCUGAGUUGAGCAAUUUUGGAUAUUAACUAAUUUAUGUUGUAUUACGCCUUUUGUAAAUCACUCACAAAGCUAAUUUUAAAAACUUCAAUUCAAUGCGUAAACUUCUUAUUUAUUGUAAUCAGAUACCACUGAUUGAUGGUUAUGUGAUAUUUGUUUUUAAAAUAUUUAUUUCGGAAAUAUUGAUUUAUAUAAUAUAAUUUCAUUCCGCUUUGUUGAUAACAACAUCAUUCAUUCAACAUUUACAUGAUGUAAAUGUUUUGUGCAAUGGUGUAUUUAUUUUCUUUUGUAAAUAGGUUUACAAAAAUACAGUUAUAUACUAUA
Galleria mellonella (greater wax moth) is the source of this 2011-nucleotide messenger RNA. RefSeq names its product dihydrolipoyl dehydrogenase (gene DLDH). Lineage: Eukaryota; Metazoa; Arthropoda; Insecta; Lepidoptera; Pyralidae. Gene Ontology annotation, cellular component: mitochondrion; oxoglutarate dehydrogenase complex. The transcript is spliced from 12 exons. The record is from RefSeq and is a predicted model, not a curated record. Gene Ontology annotation, molecular function: dihydrolipoyl dehydrogenase (NADH) activity; flavin adenine dinucleotide binding. The coding region runs from base 99 to 1583 and encodes 494 amino acids.